CGCCUGCGCAGCGGCCUCGGCCGUUGUUGUGGAGGGGCCGGUCAAGAUGGCGGCCGGGCAGGGGGGCGGUGGCGGCAACAACGGCACCGGCAGCGGCACCGGCAGCGGGACGGCGCCCGGGAAUGGAGCGGCGGGGCUCGGCAUCCCCGCGCACCUCACUCUCUCCUUCUCGUCCGGGCCGCACUGGGGCGCGGCAGCUCUGCCGCAGUCGCACACGGUGCGCAGCCUGGAGCGGGCCCUGGAGGAGGCGGGCAGCUCGGGCAUCCUGUGCCUGAGCGGGAGGAAGCUGCGCGACUUCCCCGGCAGCGGCUGCGACCUGAGCGACACCACGCAAGCAGAUCUUUCAAAGAACAGAUUUACUGAAAUUCCUCCUGAUGUCUGGCUGUUUGCACCACUGGAAACUUUAAAUUUGUAUCACAACUGCAUCAAAUCCAUUCCAGAAUCUAUUAAAAACCUGCAGAUGCUUACCUACCUUAACAUUAGUCGAAAUCUUUUGUCAACAUUGCCAAAAUACCUGUUUGAUCUUCCACUGAAAGUUCUGGUUGUCAGUAAUAACAAGCUGGUCUCCAUUCCAGAAGAAAUUGGAAAGUUGAGAGAUCUAAUGGAGUUGGAUAUUAGCUGUAAUGAACUUCAAGUUCUUCCCCAGCAAAUAGGAAAAUUGCAGUCACUUAGAGAACUGAACAUAAGAAGAAAUAAUCUCCAUAUGUUGCCAGAUGAAUUAGGAGACCUUCCUUUGGUAAAGCUGGAUUUUUCUUGUAAUAAAAUUACAGAAAUUCCCAUUUGUUACAGAAAGUUACGUCACUUACAAGUUAUAGUUUUGGAUAACAAUCCAAUGCAGAUACCACCAGCACAGAUCUGUUUAAAGGGCAAAGUACAUAUAUUUAAAUUCCUCAGUAUUCAGGCGUGCCUCAGAAUAGAUAAAAAACCAGAUUCUUUGGAUCUGCCAUCAUUAGGUAAACGAAUCCCCUCCCAGCCACUCACAGACAGCAUGGAGGACUUUUAUCCCAAUAAAAACCACGGACCAGACUCUGGCAUUGGAAGUGAUAAUGGGGAUAAAAGGUUGUCCACUACAGAACCAUCUGAUGAUGAUACAAUCAGCCUUCACUCCCAGGUGUCAGAAUCAACCAGGGAACAAACAUUAAGGAGUGACAAUCACGUCAUGGGAAGUAAACUGGACCCACAGAAAGACCAGGAGACGUUUGACUACAUCGAUCCCAGCGCAGAGGAGGGAGCUCUUCCUGAGCAGGGAGAUGCACAGAUUGCCCCCCUGCUUUCCUAUGUCAAGGAACGAGGAAAAAAUCCUGAGAAAUCCCAGAAAAUAGAACAAAAUGAGGAGUGGGGAGAUGAAAAAAGACUUCAGAAAGAACAGCUGCUGGCUGAAGAUGAUGAUGAGCUCAAAGAAGUGACUGACUUGAGAAAAAUAGCAGCUCAGUUGCUGCAGCAAGAACAAAAACACAGGCUUCUUAAUCAUUCAGUUUCAGUAAACACAAGGAACAGGCCCAAGCAGCCAAUGGAAUCUGAAAAAUGUGUCUCAGCAAAUGAAGUGAAUUCCCCAGUGUCCCCGUACAGCUGGCAGCCACUGGAAAACCAGAAGGAUUCAGUGGAUGAGCAGCACUGGCCAGAAACACAGCCAGUAAUCUGGCAGAAUGAAGAAAGAAGGAGAAGUAAACAAAUUAGAAAAGAGUAUUUCAAGUAUAAGUCUUCCAGAAAGAGUUCAAGUGGAAAUGAAAAUGAUGAGCAAGACAGUGAUAAUACUAAUGUGUCCCCACAGUCUCCUGUGUCGUCUGAGGAUUAUGAAAGGACAGACAGUAACACUCAUGGUCCAUUUGGUCUCAAACCGAGGUCAGCUUUCAGCCGUGCCUCACGCCAGGACUAUGGAGCAGUGGAUCCUGGCUUUACCAUGAGGAGGAAAAUGGAACAUUUGAGGGAAGAAAGGGAACAAAUCAGACAGCUCCGCAGUAAUCUUGAGUCCAGGUUGAAGGUAAUUUUGCCAGAUGACAUUGGAGCAGCGUUGAUGGAUGGGGUGGUUCUUUGCCAUUUAGCCAACCACAUAAGGCCACGUUCUGUUGCCAGCAUUCACGUCCCAUCGCCAGCAGUGCCUAAACUCAGCAUGGCAAAGUGCCGAAGAAACGUUGAAAACUUUCUUGAUGCUUGUAAAAAACUGGGUGUUCCACAGGAGAGACUUUGCUUGCCUCAUCACAUUCUGGAGGAGAGGGGUCUGGUGAAGGUUGGCCUCACAGUUCAAGCUCUGCUUGAGUUGCCUGCGUUGAAAGUGUCCCAGCUUUCUUCCAUGUGACACAGCUUCCUUUGCUCUGGGGCACUUCAGCCUCCCACACAGGAACAGCCAAGCCAUCAAAAACUAAAACCUGUCCAGAUGCUGUAGAGAGCCUUACUUUGGAGCUGUGUGUGAAAACCUUGGAGUCAGUUCACAGUUAAAAGAACAUAACCAUGCUCUUUUUAUUUUUUUCUUUUAUAAUUGGAUAUACAAAGAGAAUGUGGCAGCAUCAGGUUCUCUUUCUAGUUAAGUUAAAAGCUGCCAUUUAACAUCUCAGUGUUGGAGUUAAAUGCUGGAUUUCUUUUUUUACAUUGAAAAUGUUGUUUGAGUUACUUUGAAAGUACAAAGCACACCCCCCAUCACUUUAAUUUUUUGAGUCAAUCAUUUGAUUUAAAGAUAAGACAAAAAUGUAGCGAUGCUAUGAUGGUAAAAACGUGAGCAACUGAUCACUUGUAAUCCCCUUUCACCCUCUGAAAGCUUAAUAUUUGAGUUCUUUGUUUUUUGCACUCCUGAUUGUAACUUACGCACUUCUAACGUUGCCAGUAUUGAGUCUGAGUGUCUGGUGAUUACACAGAACAGGAUACAGUGAGAAAAGGACACACUUUAUUGAGUUUUUCCAGUCUUCUAGGUUGGUGCCAAAUAUUUUUUUUCAGUUGUACUGUAGAUUGUUUACCUGUGAAGUGCCUGUGUAAUUGAUAACUCUUAAUAGUCUUAAACAUUUUUGAAAUUUGUUUAAAAUAGAUAAAAUGGAAAUUUUUUAAUAUUUUAAUAGUUUUUUUGUAAAAUCAGUAUGUGAAGAUUUAAGUAAUACUUCACAUUUUUGAUGUUGGGUGUUUUAAGUUUGUUGCACAAUUUAAUUGGUUAUUUGUUGUCUGAUAAUUAGAAAAUACUGUAAAUACUUUUUAUUUAUGAUAUUUAAUUUGAUAAUACCUAAUUACUUUUGGUUUAAUGUAUUGUUGGACAAAAACAACUACUUUUGUCUACUUUUCUUUGUUUGGGACAAACAAAUACACAUGAUGAAUAAGACAUGAGGACUAGUGAUUCAUACAGAGUAAUUUAGGACAUUUUGAUAAAACUGCCAAAAUCUCAGGUUUACGCUGUGAUGUUCAGGAUUUUGUGUAAUUGCUCCUGAUCUCACAAUACAUUUUUACAACAGGUAUAUCCAUAAUUUAGCUGGGGAGUAUCAGUGUUUAUCUUUUUGGUGUUUGCAGGGUUUAUUGUGUAAUUUCCAUGAGUGUGGCAUUAGCACACAGGUCAGGUUGUACAGAGGUCACUGUGCUGAGACAUUCGAUCGAUUGAGAAAUGGGGAAAUGAAAUAUUUCCACUGUGGUGGUUUUUUGAAACUCCUGAGUUCAUGUAUUUGUUUGCUUCUGCACAAAUUCUUGAUGUUUUGAGAAAACCAUACACAGUUGAGUUAUUCUCUAAACAAGCUGCAAAUAACUUCGUAGUUUUGGUAGUAGAUCUGUUUGUAUUAGUUUGUUCUUUGUGAAUAGGUAGCUCAAUUAAAAAAAAAGUUUUUACUGCCACAGAUUUUCUAUUUCAGGCUAAGUUAUUUUCAGUUGAGGGAUAUGUUUGCCAAGCAUGUGACAAGAUUUGAUUCUGUUCUUUCCAAUUGAUCAAGACCCCUUGUAAGAUAAUUCUUAAAAGAAUGAGGGAGGAGUGUCUAUUCCUUCUACCAUAGUCCUUAUAGGCAAUAGCUGACAGGAAAAAAUAACCUUUUUCUGUUGAUAAGUUUAAAAAUACCAUUUAUUUUUAAAUGCGUUGGAAUAAGUUAGUGUACAUGUAAUAGUUAAAAUCCAUUAUUGUUCAUAUAGUGUUGUCUUAAACCACAGCUUAUGAAGAGGCUGGUGUAUAAAUUAAUUUGCAAAGUCCUAGAUAAAAAUCUUAGGUUAGAGAAAUAUGUGUUUAAGGUAACUGGACUGCUUUGACAUUUGAAAUAUCGUAUUUCAAAUCGAUCUCUAAUUGGUUCCUGUAUCUCUUCUUAAGGGUUAUUUUAACAACUUCAGUCUCUGCUUUCAUUAAAGGCACUAUCUGCAAAGUCAUGCAAAAACUAAUGAAAAAGUUAUAAUUCACUAAGCAAAAUGCUUGCCUGCUCCAUUUAAAAAACCCAGCCCCUCAAAGAGAAAAAGUCCUUGUCCUUCAUUUCACUGUCGUUCUACCAGAGCAAAGUUCUAGUUCAGCAUUAGCCAUGGAAGUAUUAACUAGAAAUUGUCACUUUGAGUUAUCUAAAAACUAAACUCCACUGCUGUUUCAUUGUCAUAUUUAAAAACAUUUUCUGAUCUGAAGGUAACAUUUUUCGUUCUUGAACUGAUUUUAUUAAGUUACAUCACAGUUCAGUUAAAUUAUAAAGUGUAAACAUUAAGAGUUCCCUUGAUGUAGUAUGGUAGGUGCUCACUUCUUAGGGGUUUUCCAAACUCCUGAGUAAGUUGAAAACGAGAUCUGAAACUUAUGUACUCAUUUUAAACUGAAAACUAUUAAAACAACUUCUUUUUAAUUUUCUCUUUUAGUACUCUGCAGUUCUUCCCUGCAGACUUGCUAGCAGCAGUCUUGCUUUGCCAUUCCUUGGAAAUUACAAUGGCUUCUUGCUUAUGGGGAAGGAUAAUCAAGAUUCUUCCAAGGCUUCCCUUUUAGCAAAGAUUAAAGCCUUCAAGUACCCUUAGGAGCAGUCUGAGAAAAGAUCCACUUUGCUUGGGUGAAUCUUUUCCUCAUCUCUAACUGCUUUUACAAAUAAUAAUAAUAAUCUAAAGCCUUGCUAACAUUGGCUUGUACCCAUUGUGAUUUCCUUAAGAACAAUUUCAAAAAUUAUGCUAAAAAGAUUUGAUUUUUAAGUUUUCAUUUCCACGUAGCCUGUGAAAUAGUUGUGUCUUCUCUGUACAAGAAUUUGCAUACUCCACUUCUUUCUCCCUUUCCUUUUGAUUCUCAGCAUUUUACUGAUUUUUGUUCAUUCUCAGAUCUGGUGCAUUCAUGUUAUUGGUUACUCUGGGCCACUUUAUUCCUUCCUCUUUAAUUUUUUUAAGGAGUUGUUCCAGUGGCAGUGGUGAACUCCCUUGAUUCCAGAAUCCUUGCUGCAAACAUUUCCAGUGUUUGAGAUUCCCAUUUUCCAUUUUGUUUAGGAUGUGAUGCCAUUACACAGUACUUGAUACAGCUGAUAGGGUAGUUAAAAACAGAGGCUGCUCAGUUCCUGCUGCACUUGUUCUGUUUUCACUUACAACAUGAAGAAAAGUCAACAUUAAAAGCUUUGGGAAGGUGCUUUAAGUUUUCCUAAUAAACUUUGCAAUAAUAUGGUGUGAACUGUAAAUUACAGAGUGGAUCAGCAUAGUGGCAGGGCCUCUGGCCUUGUGCACUUUUUGUGUUUUAUGUCACACAUGACUGAUCUUUCCCUUGAGCAAUAAUGUCCCAGAUAUGGUGAGGUCUUACAGCAGUGACAGUAAAAUCAUCCUUGUGAGGUGUGGUGUCUUCCCAGAGAGUGUCUCAGAAAUGCUUUAAAUCUGCAGCACUGCUGGGGAUGCAGAAACUACCCAGACCUGCAUCUUCCAAAAUCAGCCAACAACUAUGAGCAUAAAAUAGAGAGGAAUGGAUUUGAAACAAUAAACCACUGACACAAAUCAUAAGAUUUAAAAAGAAACAGAGCAACAAAAAAACCACUAGGCUUUACUGAAGUCAAGGCAGCUUUUACCCUUGUCUUCAGUAGAUUCUCACCUUUUUGAUUUGUGGAAUGCCUGAGCUGGAGACCGUGGCAAACGUGGCUUAAACUUGUUUGACACUAGCAAACUUUAGAGUGAGACUCUUGACUGAAGUAGUCACCUCUGGUAAAUCAAAUGUUAUAAAAUGUUACGUGGAUUCAUUUAGUAAAACUUUUCUGAUAAGCCAAACCAGUGUUUAGAUGGUAGGAAAAUUUAGGUUGAAGUGAGGUGGGAAGGUGUGUUACCUCAAUAAAAUUGUAGGUGAGGACAAUUAGGUUUUUAUUGCACUAAAAACUUUAUUUCAAAUACCAUUUCAUUUAGUGGCAGUUUCCUCAGAUUUUGACGUAAAUCUGUAGCCAAAUCCAAACAAAAAUGAGGACAUCUAUUUUCACUAAAUGGAACUUCAUGUGUCAUGUUGGCACUGAAGAGAAGGACAAAGUUCUGGCACUUCUUCCUUUUGCUAAUUUCUUAAAUGUUUAUUUGAAAGGCAUUUUCAUUUCAUUUUUUCAUUUCAAAUGAAAGCAACCUGUGGGAGUUUUUAGCACUUCUGCAGAUAGGAGAUGUGGUUUGGUAUUGGCAAAUCAAAUUUCACUUUUCCCUCACCAAGUCAAGCUGUGUUUCUGUUAGAGGAUCUCUGCUCGAAAAGCAAAAGCCAAUACACCCCAACACACACAAAUUUGGAAUUUAAACAAUGUUGUUAAGCAAUGGGAAAGGCAAAGUAGAGUUGUCCAAGCAGAGAGUGCAAACAGUAUUGCUGGGUUCACUUACAGACAGAGGGAAAGGUGAACUGUCCAUUCUUAAUGGGCAAUGUUAUGGUACACAUUUGUUUUGUAAAAUAUGAAGAUAAUUUUCUCUUUUCCUGUGAAGAAAACUUGUGCUGAUCUUCACUGCUUCAAUAGUGAAUAUAUGUGAUUAAUUACAUUUUAGUUUAAACUUGCCACUGCACAGGAGCAGUCCUGGCUCCUGGUUUUGUUACACAAUAAAAUGCCCUUUGCUUUAUUUGUUGUUAAGUAUUUCACAUGGUACCAUUUUGGCAACCUAUGAUCUUAAAAUUGUUGUUAUAUGAAGUGUUUGUUGCCUCUUUGGGUUUGACCAUUAUUUUUUCAGCAUGAAAGGCAAAGGGCAGCAAAAUUGCUGCAAGCCACUUGGCCAGUUUCUAGGGAAGGAACACCAGUUAUCAUAAAAUGACAUCUAAUCAAUCACUUUUAGUUCAAAUUAUAAAUAGCCAAUUGCAUUUUCAAAAAAGAAUAUUCAGAGUGAUUUUUACAUUUUAGAAUCCUAAUCUUGAAACAAGCAUAAACCUAAUUUUUUUUUCCGUAGCUACUCUAGUAUCUUAGCAAAUUCUAAAGGAGAAGAGUAGCUCAGACUGACAGCAGAUUUAAUUGUUUGGGAAAAAUUUUGAUUUUGGCAGUGUUAAAUUUGCAGUUGAACUUGAUCCAUUUAAAGUCUUUUGUACCCUAAAUAAGUCUGUGAUUGUAAGGCUUCAGUGAGACCAGAAUUUCCCUCCAGAGUUUUGUAACUCAGUUACUGAAUAAAGUCAGUCAUUUAAGAUAAAUUCUUGGCACUAAGGAGGAUUUCCUCAUUUCAUUCAACGUCAUGUGAAACAAGGCAAACCUAAUUUUUUUCCAUCAUAGUUUUAUAAAGACAGAUUGUGAAAUCGAGAAUAUUCAGAAAUACCACAAGAAUCACUUUUAUGCUUUGUUUCAUUUUAAAAUGAGCGGACCAGUGAAAUAUUUCCAAAAUUCCUCUUCUUUGUGUAGGGUUUGCUCAGGCCAUACCCAGCACAGGAACUCGCAGUAACUGUUCAGUAUGAAUACAUAGUAAUAAUUAAUAAUUUAUAAUUAAUAAUUAACGAGCUGUGCAGGACUGUGCUCCUCACAUGCAGCUGCUGCAGCUGCCCUUGGCCUGGCAGCAGCAAUGCAAGGCUGGGGUUCCCAGGGGGUAAAAAAGAGUGGGUUGGUGGAACACACUGGGAAUAAUGUGAAUAAUUCUUGCUGUUACGGAAUGUCUAGAACAAUGAAAAUGUCGUUGCUUUACGAUCCUCAUUCAGUUGGUAUUCAGUUAUUUAGUUUUGUAACUUGUGGUUAUAAAACUCAAAAGAUGCAAUGUCACCAAAUGGUCAACAUGUAAAUGUGUGCAGGAUGUGGCAAAAGUAGUGCUGAGGGCACAGCAGGAGAGUGAUCAUUCAAAAUAGAUGCUCAAAUUGUGUAUAUACUUGGAAAACUUUUGAUAGUGCUUUUCCAUUGAUUUUGCAUUUCAUGUUCUUGUAAAGUGCAUCUUUCAUACUUUUGAAGAUUGUCUACUUGUACUAUACUGUAUUAAGCCUUUUUUCAGGAUUUCCAUUAUUGCUGGAGCUUCCAACAUACAUGUUUCUUUCAAAAAAUGUUCUUACUGGUUUUGGUUUUUUUUUGUAAAUAGUGUUUUGUAUUAAAUUUGCAUGAAUGAAACCCACAUUUUCAAAACCAGUGUACAUACGCUGUGUAUAAAAUACAAACUGUUUCAUAAUUUUCAUGUAGUCAAGUUAUUCAAUUUGAUUUCAUUUCAGUUUUUAUAUUUGUAGUAAAUAAUGAGAAUUUGUUGUA
Molecule: messenger RNA, 8540 nt
Organism: Prinia subflava (tawny-flanked prinia)
Lineage: Eukaryota; Metazoa; Chordata; Aves; Passeriformes; Cisticolidae
Gene: LRCH2
Product: leucine rich repeats and calponin homology domain containing 2
Exons: 21
Coding region: 47-2296 (749 amino acids)
Molecular function (GO): protein binding
Source: RefSeq, a predicted model, not a curated record